CCGCAAAACCUCACACGCCACCACCGCGACAAACCCCAUACCGCUGACGAAAAUUUCCAUCCCAUUGGAUGAAUAUAUAAAAAAAACAAAAGGUGCCAAUCAUCGUCUGUUCCACCAAGGCAACAAGGUGGUGGCGUGUGUAGUGGAGACCAAAGGCGGUAUCAUAGAAACCCCACUCUUUGGUAUUAGGCCACCCACCCCCCUUAUCGGCAUGACUCCCCUUCUUCUGCCUUCAUGCUGUUGCCGUUCGCCCUACUGUGGCCUGCAACAAAACGUCGAGUCCGGCGAGGCAUCGAUGCCGAAAUCGACGUGCAGGGCAAUCCAUCGAGCAACGUGGGGAACUCCCACACCCUGACUUGUCUCAUGCCGGGCUCUACGCCGCAUAUGGAGGAAGGGAAAAAGGUAUGCAAUAAAGGUAUAAAUGCCUUGACGUCGCCGUGUCUUUGUAGUCCACCUGAUCAUGUCCCCGUACAUAUAUAUCCAGGCACAUAUCGCCCAUGCGAGCCUGUCGCAUCACACGGCUGCCUCAAAGGAAUGGCUGUCCACGACGCAGGUUUUUGGACGGCUGCCAGACAAUAUUAAAAUCUCGCUUAUGGGGACUUCACAGAUAUAGGACACAGACAUAAAUUGGGCUGUUUAUAUAUGGAUGAUCGCAGACAAAAUCACACGGCUGCAGCACCUGGGUCAGGCCUCUUCAGCUCGAAGCUUACACCGCACAACCCUCUCAAGCUGAGAAAUUUCGCAGCCGCCAGCAAUCAGGCACAGUAAGCUCGGAAAAUUGGGGCUCACUGGAGAACUUUUCCACCAAUAAAAAUUUCGCACUGGCCCCCUUAUGCGUAGGUUGGCCAGUGCUUAUCGCCACUACAGGAAUCAAUUUCUAUUACACAGAAGAAAUAACAAAAAUCACCAGUCUACUUCAGAUUUUACAUGACAUCGCCACUCACAUUUAAAUGUAUUUACAGCAAAACACGAUCAAAAUAAAGUUGUUAAUGAUGUUCAAUA
Stomoxys calcitrans (stable fly) is the source of this 1002-nucleotide messenger RNA. RefSeq lists its product as uncharacterized. Bases 235 to 582 code for a protein of 115 amino acids. The record is from RefSeq and is a predicted model, not a curated record. The transcript has 4 exons. Lineage: Eukaryota; Metazoa; Arthropoda; Insecta; Diptera; Muscidae.